AUGGGCGCCAGGUCGGGAUUUAAGGCGCCGCUGGCUCCGGUGGCCGCACCACCAGCUGCAGCACAACAGAAUAAGGGAAAAGAAAAGGCGAAAGAAAAGAGCGCGCCCUCGCUUCUCCUGGGGUACGGCGAUGAGGAGGAGGACGAGGAGGAGGAGGAAGGGGCGCACGCACCGCCGCCCUCCCCGGCCGCCUCCGCCAAGCGAAAGGCCCACGAAGUGACACCCUCGUCGUCUUCCUCUUCCUCUUCGUCGUCGACUUCUUCGUCGGCGCUGCCGGCGGGUUUCUUCGAUGCCGCCGCCACUGCCACUGAGGCCGCUGAUGUCCCAUCGCCGAGCAAGAAGCUCAAGGCCGCGGAGGCGCCCGUGGCCAAGAAGGGCGCGAUUCCGGCCGAUUUCUUUGACGCCGCUGCGGCGUCGUCCGCCCCCGCCGCCGGCCAAGUCGUGAUCGAGGCGCAGGCCAAGCCGAGCGGGGAUGCGGAGAGCAAGGGGGCGCUGCCGACGGGCUUCUUCGACGAUCCCAACAAGGACUCCCAGAUGCGGCCCAAGGCCGCCGCACAGAAGCCCUCCCUCGAGGACGAGUGGGAGAAGUUCCAGGCCACGAUGACCCAGGUGGCCGAGGACGAGGAGAAGAAGAAGCGGGAGAGCGAGAACCUGGCGCAGCUCGAAGACCUCAUCGGCGACGAAGAGGAGGAAGCCGAGGAGAACGAAGAGGACGAGGAGAUCUCGCUCGAGUUUCAGCGCAAA
This is a messenger RNA of Acanthamoeba castellanii str. Neff, 744 nucleotides long. RefSeq lists its product as uncharacterized. The record is from RefSeq and is a predicted model, not a curated record. The transcript is spliced from 3 exons. The annotation marks the transcript as partial. Lineage: Eukaryota; Discosea; Longamoebia; Acanthamoebidae.